GAUCUAAACAAGCACAAAUCACCAAAGCCACGGUCCAAAAUUGAGUGAAAAGCAUUCCCAGAAGAACGGAGGUCCACAAACUUUGGGCCGUAUAGUGUAAAUGUCACUGCAGAGUUAAGAAAUAGUCCAGCAAUCCAAAAGAUGUUGAGCUAUCUGCAGUGCUGUGAUUAGCAGACUAUACAAUGUUCGUCACGCAUUGUGCAUUGAAAAAGAUGGCCUUUAUUCUCUAACAAACUCUGGGUGUUGAGGAAGUUUUUAAAAAUCCCGGUAAUGCCAUUGUACUUGAUAUACUCAAUGCAGUGCGACACACACUCAGUCCAAUUUCACUGUGCCUCUAAAAACUGAAUCCAAAUAACAAUAACAAAAUGCUGGUCACUGCUACAGUAUAUAAAGAAGGGAACACAAGCAAUAGAUGGAGUACAGUCUGCAGUUUUACAUCAACACUGACCUAGAUGUUUGUUUUAACCAAUGAAAUGGCAAAUGAGUGAAGACGCAACGUAGGUGUACCUAAUAAAUUUACAAUGUAGAAUUUUAUAUUUGAUUUAAAAUAUAAAUAUUUGUUUUCCUAAAUUGGAAAAAUAAUGGCAGUUAUUUUGAGAAACUGAGGUCUUGUACCACAGGAAGAAAAGCACUUUCACGUAUUGGUUUGCACUUGUGAUUAAUCAUUAUAACUUUUACAUAUAAACAGAUUGUAAGUCACACAGUCACUGUUUGUUUCUUUCUUUCUGAGAAGCUGUAAAACCUGGCAUUUGACCUGCAUCUCAUACUACCGUGAUAUACAUCCACCUUAUAUAACAUUAUUUAUAGUUAAUAUAAUAUGUGUGUGUAAGUAGUGUUUAUAUAAAGGGUGAAGAGAGGAAGUUGGCAUAAUUUUGCAUGUGAUUUGGGUUAUGAAACAGGAUCAGAGAUGUGAUGAUAGCAAAGUGUUGUCUGCUUACACAUACCGGACCUGAUAACAGCGAGCUAGAGAUGAUUACAGAUUAUUUACUGUACCAUAUACCAGGAUUUAUUAUCAAAGUUAAUUAGAGCUACAGCUGCUCAGAUGUCAGGCUACUGGCAAUGUGAGUGGAGGGGAUGAAGGUGGUGGAGAUUGAGAAAUGUCGCAGUGACAUUAAGAAGCUGAGGGAGGAGAUGGCCUCCAGGAACAACAGUAGUUUCCUGGAUGAAAACAAGAAGCUGACUCCUCGCAGAGAUGUGCCUUCAUACCCAAAGUACAUGCUCUCGCAGCAGACCAUAGAUGCCCUCAGAAAACCCGCCUUCGACGUCUGGCUGUGGGAAUCCAAUGAGAUGCUCAGUUGUCUUGAGCACAUGUAUCAUGAUCUGGGUUUGGUCCGAGACUUCAACAUCAACCCGAUUACACUGAAGAGAUGGCUGCUCUGUAUUCAUGACAACUACAGGAACAACCCAUUCCACAACUUCCGCCACUGCUUCUGUGUCACACAGAUGAUGUACAGCAUGAUCUACCUCUGCAACCUACAGGAAAAGUUUACACAGGUAGAUGUUCUGAUCCUCAUGACUGCGGCUGUGUGUCAUGAUUUAGAUCAUCCCGGAUACAACAACACGUAUCAGAUAAAUGCACGGACAGAAUUGGCAGUGAGGUAUAAUGAUAUUUCUCCUCUGGAAAACCACCACUGUGCCGUAGCCUUUCAGAUCUUCUCCCAGCCAGACUGUAACAUCUUCUCCAACUUCGAUGCUGAAGCCUUUAAACAGAUCCGUCAGGGCACCAUCACUCUCAUACUAGCUACAGACAUGGCUCGUCAUGGCGAGAUUCUGGACUCCUUCAAACAGAAGGUGGAGAACUUCGACUUCACCAAUGAGGAACAUGUCACCUGUUUGAAGAUGGUGCUGAUUAAGUGCUGUGACAUCUCCAACGAGGUUCGGCCGAUGGAGGUGGCCGAGCCCUGGGUGGACUGUCUGCUUGAGGAGUACUUCAUGCAGAGCGACAGGGAGAAGUCCGAAGGCUUACCUGUCGCUCCCUUCAUGGAUAGAGAAAAGGUCACUAAGCCCACAGCUCAGAUCGGCUUCAUUAAGUUUGUCCUCAUUCCCAUGUUCGAGACAGUGAUGAAGCUGUUUCCUCAGAUAGAGGAGGUGAUGGUUCAGCCACUCAGAGAAUCACGAGACAGAUACGAAGAGCUCAAACAGAUCGAUGAUGCCAUGAAUGAGGUCCAGAAAAAAAAGAGUGAGAACCUCACCAUGGGAGGGAAAAAGAAAUGAGUCAGAAGAAUCCUGAUCCUGAAUCUGGAUCCUGUAGUUUGGAAAGCUGAUGAAUGUAGAGUGACGUGACGUGCUGGAAAACUUCCCAGACAAUCCAAAGCCUCUUUCAGGGACUGUGAAUCGUGAUCAGUGCACACACAAGACACCUGACAUUAUUCCAUAGAUAAUAUUCUCUAUUUGCCUUGUUUUUAUUUGGUUUUAUAUAUAUAUAUAAGAUAUAUUAUUUGGGUUGUACAGAUUUUUAGUCACUUUUGUCCUUUAUUACAAAAAUAAAAUGUUUUAAAUAUAA
Tachysurus fulvidraco (yellow catfish) is the source of this 2503-nucleotide messenger RNA. It is a transcript of the gene pde9aa, whose product is annotated as phosphodiesterase 9aa. The transcript is spliced from 14 exons. The coding region runs from base 1075 to 2214 and encodes 379 amino acids. NCBI's taxonomy places the organism in Eukaryota, Metazoa, Chordata, Actinopteri, Siluriformes, Bagridae. The record is from RefSeq and is a predicted model, not a curated record. Gene Ontology annotation, biological process: cGMP catabolic process. Gene Ontology annotation, molecular function: 3',5'-cyclic-GMP phosphodiesterase activity.